Rhipicephalus microplus (southern cattle tick) is the source of this 718-nucleotide messenger RNA. RefSeq lists its product as uncharacterized. The record is from RefSeq and is a predicted model, not a curated record. Lineage: Eukaryota; Metazoa; Arthropoda; Arachnida; Ixodida; Ixodidae.
GCAGCUUCAAGGCGGCGCGCGCAGGAUCAGUUUGACUGUGCGGGUAGUUGGGCAGCGUCUGGUAGCGUUGUGAGCGUUGUUGCUUGCGUUGCGCUGCAACGGGCUAAACGGUAUCGUCGACAUGAGUGCAAUGUCGGUGCUCGACCUCGUCAAGUGCCACGAUGCCUCCAUGCUGCUGGGCGCGUUCAACAUGCACUGCAUGCAGGAGGUUGGCGACGAAGACGGCGAGAUCCGUGACUUGUUUUUCGCACCUGGAACAAAGCGUCUGGAGCUCCUUCGCUGGGUGCUUAUCGCCAUCGACCCGUCGGGAAAACACGCUCGUGAACUGAACACUGGCGACGACUGCACAGAGGAGAGCUUGACAAAAGUGCUGUCGUAUUUGAAUCCCCGUCGUGUAAAGGAAUUUGCCGCUUUCGUCAGAGGCACUGCUCCCGUCCGCGAACAGAAGGUUAUCUGGGAGCUGCUCCUGGGGACGGCAGAUUUCGUUCAGAAUACCCCCGAGGACGAGUCUUCGGGGUUCUCUACAGCCUCAUGGUCAACGGCCAUGACGUUCAAGCCGACGGUCGCCUCCACGCCCAUGCCCCAGGUUGAGCAAGCCGGAGCUUCCUCUUCUAACGUGAAGCACGAAGGAACGGCCGCCAGAUGUCUCUGGCAAACCGAUGACCUGUCCGAAGCCGGAGAAAAGCGAGAGGCUGAGACAGAAUAUUUGGACAAUUUG